This is a messenger RNA of Rana temporaria (common frog), 3487 nucleotides long. It is a transcript of the gene ADRA2A, whose product is annotated as adrenoceptor alpha 2A. The record is from RefSeq and is a predicted model, not a curated record. Lineage: Eukaryota; Metazoa; Chordata; Amphibia; Anura; Ranidae. Gene Ontology annotation, biological process: adenylate cyclase-activating adrenergic receptor signaling pathway. Gene Ontology annotation, molecular function: adrenergic receptor activity. The transcript is spliced from 2 exons. Bases 1304 to 2614 code for a protein of 436 amino acids. Gene Ontology annotation, cellular component: membrane.
CAGCAUCCAGAUCAGUGUUCUAACCCAAAUGCAAGCAGAGACAGCAUCCAGAUCAGUGUUCUAACCCAAAUGCAAGCAGAGACAGCACCAAGAUCAGUGUUCUAACCCAAAUGCAAGCAGAGACAGCACCAAGAUCUAACCCAAAUGCAAGCAGAGACAGCACCAAGAUCUAACCCAAAUGCAAGCAGAGACAGCACCAAGAUCUAACCCAAAUGCAAGCAGAGACAGCACCAAGAUCUAACCCAAAUGCAAGCAGAGACAGCGCCAAGAUCUAACCCAAAUGCAAGCAGAGACAGCACCAAGAUCUAACCCAAAUGCAAGCAGAGACAGCACCAAGAUCUAACCCAAAUGCAAGCAGAGACAGCACCGAGAUCUAACCCAAAUUCAAGCAGAGACAUCACUGAGAUCUAAACCAAAUUCAAGCAGAGACAGCACCGAGAUCUAAACCAAAUUCAAGCAGAGACAGCACCGAGAUCUAAACCAAAUUCAAGCAGAGACAGCACCAAGAUCCGCGUUCUAAACCAACAUCAAGACGAAACAGCACAUUAGAUCGAUGCCUGAUCCAACAGCGAGCUGAGACAGCACCCAGUUCUUGCUAGCUGCAACUGAAGACAGCACCCAGCCACCCAUCAUAUAUCACAAGCUGUGACAGCUCCCAGGCUGAGCAGAGACAGCACCCAACUAUUGCACUGCUGAGCUGUGGGCAGAUACAGGACCCAAGCAUUGUAUAGCUUGAUUCAAGGACAGCAUCUAGGUGCUCUGUUGAGAAAGCAACACCCAGCUAACACCUGGGCACAAGACUUUACUGGAACAUAGAUUUUUUUUUUCCUGACACCUCUACCUGUACACAGAACUUGAAUUCUCUUCCACACUCACACAAGACUUGCCGCUACCUACUUCAAGAUAACUUGAAUCGUCUGUCUAGACACUAGAGUGAUCACGCUGGGGAUCCAGAUGACUCCUAUUAAAGUAUCUCCCUCAGGUGACCCAUUAUGUUUCCUAAGACCUUCCUUUAACCCUUGAUGCCACAAGCAUGUUGUGCAACUCAUCCAGAUGUCCAGGCAGGUAAGAAUCUGGACUACGUUACUCAACAACUAGAGGUGGGGGGAGGAGAACAAAGACUGAGAGAGAGGUGCAGGGAACACUGUGUCACACCUGUGUGGAGUAGUAGGAGCAGGGAGCUGGUGUGCAGAGGAGGAGGUAGACAUGACCAACCCAGGCUGCUGCUAAGAACUCUUGCCUGUGCCUGGUUCAAUGUCACACCCAGGUCUGCUGAGCCCAGGGGAAGACAUAUUGAUAUUUCAUGAUUAAUUUUGAGAACCCGCUAGUGGCAAGGGGGGGCAUCUCUGCCAUGGAGUGCCUGGGGGACUGUGCCAACAGCACCCUGAACAAUGAGACUAAUACUGAGGAAGCGUCACCCCCAUACUCCCUGCAGGUGACAUUGGCACUCAUAUCCCUGGUGGGUAUUCUCAUGCUCUUCACAGUGUUUGGCAAUGUCCUGGUGGUCAUCGCAGUGUUUACAAGCAGAGCUCUCAAAGCUCCACAGAACUUAUUCUUGGUCUCUCUGGCCUCAGCAGACAUUUUAGUGGCCACCCUGGUCAUGCCCUUCUCUUUGGCCAAUGAGGUGAUGGGCUACUGGUACUUUGGCAAGGUGUGGUGUGAGAUUUACUUGGCUUUGGAUGUUCUCUUUUGCACCUCCUCCAUCGUGCACCUGUGUGCCAUCAGUUUGGACCGCUACUGGUCCAUCACCCAAGCCAUCGAGUACAACCUCAAGAGGACCCCCCGCCGGAUCAAAUGCAUCAUUGUCAUUGUGUGGGUGAUCUCAGCUGUGAUUUCCUUCCCUCCGCUCAUCACCAUCGAGAAGGAGAGUGGCAAAAUAGAAGAGCCAAAGUGCAAGAUCAAUGAGGAGAAGUGGUACAUCAUCUCCUCCUGCAUCGGCUCCUUCUUUGCCCCUUGCGUCAUCAUGAUCCUGGUCUACAUCAGGAUCUACCAGAUAGCAAAAAAGAGAACCAGGGUCCCUCCCAACAAAAGGAACAACGGUGAAGCUGCCGAGAAGAGGCACAAUGGCUACGCCGACAAGGACUUGCCAGUGAAACUCAACGGGGAGAAAGCCGGGGGAUCAGGAGGGGACGAUCGUCGGGAGCCAGAGGCCAAUGGUGUGGAGGACCUGGAGGACUCUUCCUCUUCCGAUCAUCCCGAAGACAAACAGCAGUAUUCCUCCAAGAAAAGGUCAGACAAGUCAUCCAGGAACAAAGGGAAGACCAAAUUAAGCCAGAUCAAACCAGGGGACAGCUUGCCUCCAAGAGAUGAUGAUGGAAGCGCCAAAGCCUCCCGUUGGAGGGGCAGGCAGAAUAGGGAGAAAAGGUUCACCUUUGUCCUAGCCGUGGUCAUUGGAGUAUUUGUAGUGUGCUGGUUCCCAUUCUUUUUCACCUACUCCCUCAUUGCAAUCUGCAACAAGAGCUGCGCCGUUCCUGAGAAACUCUUCAAAUUUUUCUUCUGGUUUGGGUAUUGCAACAGCUCCCUAAACCCGGUUAUCUACACCAUCUUCAACCAUGACUUCAGGAGAUCGUUCAAAAAGAUUCUGUGCAAGGGGGAGAGGAAAAGGAUUGUGUGAUUCCCCACUAACAGCACCCCUUAAAGAAAAAAAAACACAAACUAAUCCCCUAAAAUGAAGGACGCCUCUUACUCUAGGGGCUCCCCCAUUUCCUCCAACGACCCUUCAUCUUAUCUCUUGUGUUAUUCAGUAAGAGAAAACUGUGCACUUAGUUCAAGCAGUGUGCCUUUCCUUUUUUUGCAAGGCAUGCAGCUGUAAGUGAACCUAUGAAUGCUUAAUUAUAAAUAUAUUUUACUACUAAAUUCAUCAUUCUGCAUCGUUCUUGCCAGAAGGACGGCUCCAUCUUUGUUUAGGGAUCAUCCAGGGUCACCUUCCUGGACUAAGAUGCUUGCUCAGUGACGGCACAAUCAUGGAAAUCCUGGUACCUGUGCAGUUCUUAGCUGUGUCCACAAAUAUAAAGAUCGACCCACCUUAUGACUUGUUACAAUGUUGCAGUCUGAUCAAUGGGGGAGAGGAGACUGAGGAAAGGUUUCCUCCUGCCUGCAGCAAACGGAUGACAUCAUCUCAGCUUAAGAAAAGUUCAAGGAUGGUUGUUUUAAUGAUGGAGGCUUUAUGGAAAAUCAUACUGUUGCUGUAUUAGUGUGGCAUGUCAGGAAUUUGGUCAUGCAGAACUGUAAAGUUACUGAUAGGUCCACUUUAAAAGUGUAAAAGGACCACUAACUUGCACAGUGACAGUAAUGUUCAAACAUCGAAAGCUCAAUCAAUUACAAUAUUCUGAUUUCAUUUACAAUACCAUGCCGCAAUGGUCUAGAUCUAGUUGUUUGUUCAGGACUCCACAUUUUCCUCACUCCUUUGCAGUAUUGUUUUGCCUUUGAUAUAAUGCCAUACUUUGGACGAAGCCAGGAUCAAUAAAUACUUUGAUUUUUGAAACAA